UUACGAGAGACGGUGAACAGUUUCUGUCAGAAGGAACUGGCGCCAUUUGCUGAUCAAAUCGAUAAAGAAAAUAACUUCGCAGAGUUGCGGGUGAGUGACUGUUCUGUCGUCAACAUCUGCAAUUGUUCAAUGUACUUGUACUUGUAGAUCUAUAAAGCUUAAUCUUUGCCGGCUUUGACCGAAUGUUGGCUAAAUAGAAAUUAAGUUUUUUCUCUCUUAAAACUUGUGUGUGGCGAUAUGCUAGCUCAAGAGCUUUGGGCAAUGGAACAGAAAUUCACAGUCUUUCAAUCUCACAAUCUGUUGCAUUGUUUGUACAUUUACAUGUACAGUAAAACCUCAGCAGAACAGAGACCUAAAGGACAGAUCCAAGUAUGUGCAGCACAGGAGUGUCAAUAUAAUAGAGAGAUCGCUUGCCUUUUAAUUGUAUUUCGUAAAGUAUUUUGGAACCAAGUGAAGUCUCAAUGAAAGGAGUUCUCUAUCUUGAUCACAUGGUGUGGGGGCUGGGUUGGAGGUGUGUCGCUGGGACAGACCUGGGGGAUACACGAAUCCUUUUGGCUUUGUGCUUUUAUCAGCAAUGUUCAAUAAUAGAUUAUUAUGUGCUUUUUAGUGCAUAUUUGGGUAAGAUGUCCACACAGCCCCAUUUUAUGCACAAAUGUUCAACUCUAUUCAUGUUCACUGUUUGUGUGAAAAUGCAUAAGAUUGCCACAUGCACAACAAAUGUAUGUGGCUGUGCGAAAAUCUUACCCAGAUUUGUGCUCAGAUAUUACUACUUGACAAAGUUUAUUGUUUCAGAUAUAUUUUAAUUUAAGAGUAAUGUACUGGUACUUUGUAAGUCUGGUCAACUCUAUGGUUUUUUAAGGAUGCCAGCCUAAAAUUUAAACCUAAAUGUGCGUGGCUACUUGCAUUGUUCAUUUAUGUAUACCUGUGGUUAUUUGUAGGACUUUUGGAAAAAACUUGGUCAAUUAGGACUUUUGGGAAUAACAGUACCAGGUCUGUAUUUAAAUUGAAGCAAUUUUUAAAUACAAAAAGAUUUCAUGUAACUGAAUGAGUGUACUGAUGUAAAGCAGUUUUCACUUUUUUAGUUAUUUCUGUUUUACCCAAAGUAUUUUUUCUGAUCUAAUGUGUUAAGUAAAAUUUCAUUUAUGGUUACAAUAUUAACCCAUUCGCCCCUGAACCGCCCGUAACCGCUCGUGCGGAUCCACGUCUUUCCUACCCUUUCUGCCAUUAUCAGCUUUAACGGUCAAAGACAACUUUGUCCGCUAACUUGUGCAGACUGAAGAGAUCUUUCAAACCAUACCCGAAUGAGCACAAUUCAGUCAAGGACACCGGAGAAAGAAGCAAAAAACCAUGUGACAUUGACCUGAAAAUCUCCAUGAAAAUCUUGUUGCAUUGCUCACCUACCUUUCCUUUCACCUAAUCCUAAGAUCCUAAAAGCUUUCCUAAAAACUCUUCCCACCAAAACGAAGCCUACUAAAUGCCCAGCAAGAGAAAAAAAAAUGAGGCAAGAAAAGCGAAAAAAGAGGGGAGAAGAGAAAGCGAAAAGUAAAAGUCGAAAUUUUGCUUUCUGCGCAUGCUCGAGCCUCGCAAGCUGAUAUUUUGCAUCUGGAUCAGAAGGCCGCGAAGUGUACGACCUGUAAACAGGUUUGUGCUAAGUUUUAGCUCUUUAUAGCUCUUUAUACUUGUAAACAUGUAGUCUGAAAUGAUAGUUAUUUUGUGCACUCAUUUCAGGCUAGUAAGCACACCUUUUGUAAAAUUUAUAUUUAUUAUUGACUGCUGCUUUGGAAGUACUUGUAUACAAGGUAACCUUUUUUUGCAUUAGUAAGACUUUACAAUAAUUUUAUUUUGCACCAGAAUGGAAUAUUCAGCGACAAUGAUGUAAAAACGUGGCCUAGAUUGAACACUGCUCUAUUAUUAACCUGACACCAGCAUCAGAAAGAGUAUCUACGUAAGAUUUUUAAUUAAGAGAGGCCCAUUCUUUGUAUGUUACCUUGAUUCCGAUUUUACUUUACAAAAAUUACAUAUUGUGUUGUCCCUAUUCAAUCCCCCAAAUCAAGGGAAUUUAGUGUAUCACGAAUAUUUUACUGUUUCCAGUCCCUGGCCAAUUUCCCUUGGCAUUAUGCAGUAAAUUAUGGGCUUUAGGGUGUUACUAGAUGUAGUAUCGAUGAUGUAAUUGUGUACGGUCGAAAUGAGUUAUGGGUUAUUAAAAAGCACAUGGUCAAGUGUCGAGUUGAAUCUGUUGUUGUGUGCAUUUAUUUUGGUUAAAUCCGGAUGUUUCACUGACCGUGAAACAGUACAAUUGGCGACGAGGAUAAAGUGAUACGAAGAUACGUCUGUUUGAAGGAAAGUUAUGGCGACAAAUGACGAACUUCGCGGAAUUAAGCCAUUUGAUUGUCGAGGAGAUAGCACGAGUGUGGGGCCAAGAUGGCGGCGAUGGCGAAAGUCAUUUCAAUUUACGUCGAUGGUCGUGGAAUCACAGCAGCCGCUCGAAAAAAGGCGUUACUUUUACAUUGCGCAGGGAUGGAAGUCCAAGAAAUCUUUGAAACCCUAACGGAUCCGGGUGCACCUGCAGGGGAAGACGACGAUGCAUACAAGGCUGCACUUCGAACACUCGAUGCAUACUUUACACCACAAGUGAAUGUACCAUACGAGCGACACAUUUUUCGCCAAAUGAAGCAAGAAGAGCAUGAAACGGUCGAUCAAUUUGUUGUAAGGCUCAGUACUCAAGCUGUGAAUUGUGAAUUUGGUGCUACGAAGAAUGAGCAAAUACGUGAUCAAAUCAUUGAUAAGUGCAAGUCCACAGAGCUUCGGCGAAAACUUCUGGGAAAGGGACAAGAGCUAACAUUGGCAGACACGCAGAAGAUUGCUCGAUCGUUGGAGUUAUCUCAAACCCAAGCCAAACAGAUCGAAGGUGAUGUGGGAGCGUCUGUUAAUGCCAUCAAGGAAGACAACAAACCUGGAGGAAAUGGGAAAAGUGAUCAGAAGAGUCUGAAAUGUUACCGAUGUGGACAAAGUGGCCAUUUCGCACGUGACAAGUAUUGUCCGGCAAGAUCUAAAACCUGUACAAAGUGUCACAUGGCAGGACAUUUUGCUUCAGUCAGCAGGACAAAGAGUAAACAAGAGAAGAAGAAAAAGGACACACGGAAACAAGGUGGACGAGGAAAAGUCAACUGCGUGGAGGAUGGUGAAGAUGAUGAAUAUGCUUUUACUGUGGGACUCGGUAAAACAUGGGACAGGAGUGGAUCAGAGAUAGUCGAUUUACAAGUUGGAGGUGUCAUUCUUAAUGGAGUUCUCAUCGACUCAGGAUCAUCAUGUAAUAUCAUUGAUCAGAAGACGUGGGAAGAAUUGAAGCAAAAAGGAGUAAAGUGCAAGUCAGAAAAGACAAAUCAGAAAUUGUAUCCUUAUGGAACUUCAGAACCACUGGACACACUGGGAAAGUUCGAAGCAUCAGUAAACCUAGCUGGAAAAGAUGUCACAGCUGAAUUUAUUGUCAUCUGCAAUGAAGGCAGGCCAAUAAUGGGCAGGAAGACAGCCAUGGAAUUAGAUGCACUAAGACUGGGACCACAAGUUAAUGUUGUAAGUACACCAGACCUUGUUGAUAAAUAGAAAGCAUGUUUUGAAGGAGUGGGCAAGUUGACUGAUUAUCAAGUUAAGAUCCAUGUGAAUAAAGAAGUCAAUCCAGUUGUUCAGCAUCCCAGGCGAGUGCCAUUCAGUCUGAGAGAGAAAGUAGAGAGCAAGUUGCAUGAGUUAGAGCAGCUGGACAUUAUUGAGAAAGUGAAAGGACCAACACCGUGGGUCAGCCCAAUAAUAGUAGUUCCCAAACCUUCUGGUGAGAUUCGAUUGUGCGUUGAUAUGCGCAGAGCGAAUGAAGCUAUUGUGAGAGAAAGACACCCAAUUCCCACUGUUGAUGAGGUCCUCCAGGACAUAGCCUGCAUGACAGGCGCUUUAUGAGCCAAGCGGGGCGAACGCGAUAUUUCGCGCGGAGCGCGAGACGAGGGGAAGAGAAAAAUAAAGCGCCUGUCCGCAGUCCAUUGUUCUUGCUGUUCCGCCUACUUACGCCCACAAAUAUUAACUACCCGCGGUGAUGUCAAAAGAACCAAUCAAAACACGAUCCAUUAUCGCGCGAAAAUUGUCACAUUUCAAGCGUGAAGCGUCCGCAUUGCAGUAGAAAUGAGGAGUUACGACUGUUUCCAUGGCUUCGCGAUCUCCUACCAAAGUUUACGGGUCUAAAUCAUUUAAUUCUUCAUGUAGGACUGUGUUAAACAGCAAUAAUUGAUUUAGUUGUCACAUCUAACUAAAACACCAAACCGAAUUUGAUAUGAAAAUGUCAUUCUUUUAGUUACAUAAACUGGAAACACUUACAAUGCGUAAUGUGGUAUUUCUGACAGUGUAAAUCUACAUACAAUUCCAAUUUCGUUACAUCAAUCAUUCACAAAAAACUGUACAAAAGUCAAAAAUAAGCCACGAAAUCACAAAUCACGCCGUCGCUAUCGGUUCAAGGUUACAAAGGUUGAAAAACAGCGAGUCACGAAAACAAAAAAAACAUUCACUGAAACUUUUGAUCGCAUAAAGUUCAAACAAAAUCCCGAUAAAAUAGUCCCUAAUAUUUCCUAAGAUUCUGAGGGAAUGUUCCUGAAUUACUUGCCAAUAAAAUCCUCUUGCAAAGUCCUUGAUCCACGAAAACAAAUUCCUCACAAGAGGCCUUUAAGGUGUUCACACAAAGUUCCCACGAACAGUCCUGCUUUGUUCCAUAAGUAGAUUCCAUCCAGCGGGCCUUUGAUGACAAAACUUGAAACAAAAUCCGCAAUAAAAGUUCCUGAUUCGUACUUAACAGAAUCCAGUAAUCUUGUGAAAGUCAAAUCCAAAAGUCAAAUCCCGUGAAUAAAGGCAAUCCGUAAAAAAUCCAUUCCGUGACAAUCACCGUAAUUGAAUUAGUAGUCCGCACGUAAACAUGUUUUUCAAAAUCCAAAAGUUUCCAGAAAAUUCUUCCUCAGCCACAUUUCUGCACUACCAAACACCAACUUGUAUUCGCCCUUUAGUAUAUUUUCAUCCGUUUCACGGCUAUCGCCAACAGCUACAGCUGAUAUGCCUAUGUCGGCAAGUUCCUGAACCUGCUCUUCUGUUAAAGCAUUCAACGAGCUAACAACGAUAACGUGACAAUUUUUCCUGGCGUUCACCAACUCGAAGAUUCGCGGAUAUAGUUGGAAAAUUAAGCUUUUACCAAAUCCUGCUGGUAACAAAUGCGAUACAUUUCUUCUGUUCAUCCUUUAAACAAUCGAUUUUGGGAAAACUUUCGAGAGCACUUUCUAUCGCUUCUUCCAAACUCAACGCCCCAAUUUUUGUUUACUCACCUUGAUCACGUACGUCAUCAUCACGUGGUACUAAUUGACCAAUCAGCAUGACCGUCUACCUGUUGAAAGAAGAUAUUCUCAAACAGAAAGAGAAGCUCUGGCUCUAGUCUGGGCUUGCGAAAGGUUCCAUGUUUAUCUAUAUGGAAAACAUUUCGAAUUGGAAACUGAUCACAAACCACUUGAAGUGAUCUAUUCAAGUAAAUCUCAGCCCUCUGCGAGAAUCCAAAGAUGGGUCUUACGACUUCAGCCAUAUGAGUUUACAGUGAUGUAUCGUCCAGGCCCACAGAACAUAGCUGAUGCUUUAUCUCGCCUAACCCAAGAAAUUUCAAACGAAAGCAAAAAUUUGGCGGAAGAAUACAUUCGGUACGUUGCAGAGAAUGCAGCCCCCAGAGCCAUACCUAUCCAGGAAAUUGAAGAAGCAUCUGCUGAGGAUGAAGAAAUUGCAAUGUUAAGGAAGUGUGUUCAGACCAAUGAUUGGGCUGUCGGCGAGCCAGCUUUUAAAGCUGUGAGAAACGAGUUAACUGUGCUAGGAAAGUUAGUGUUGAGAGGAACUAGAUUAGUCAUUCCGAUGAAACUUCGCAAGCAAGUACUGGAUCUGGCACACGAGGGCCAUCAAGGGAUCGUUAAGACUAACCAAAGACUCCGUACCAAAGUAUGGUGGCCCGGUAUAGACCGUCAAGCAGAACAAAGGUACAGAACAUGUCAUGGUUGCCAGCUUGUCGGGAAACCUUUGCCCCCAGAACCAAUGAAGAGACACAGAGUUGCCUACACAGCCAUGGCAAGACCUUGCGGUAGAUCUGCUAGGACCCCUUCCGACGGGUGAAUAUCUACUCGUGGUUGUUGAUUAUUUUAGUCGAUUCUUUGAAGUAGCUGUAACCAAAUCAGUGACAUCUGGCAAAAUGAUUAGCUGUCUGGAAGCAUUGUUUGCUACUCAUGGACUACCGCUGUCAAUAAAAACAGAAUGGUCCACAGUUUGUGUCACAAGAGUUUGAAGUCUACCUCAAAGACAACAACAUUGAACACAGAACGUCAACUCCAAUGUGGCCACAAGCCAACGGCGAGGUGGAGAGACAAAAUAGAAGUCUGCUGAAAGCGAUGCGGGUUGCGCACAGCGAGGGACGUGACUGGCGAAAGGAAUUGCAGAAAUUCUUGCUCGGUUACAGAAGCACGCCACACACAAUUACUGGAGAGAGUCCUGCUUAACUGUUAUUUGGAAGAGAUAUUCGUUCAAAGCUCCCAGGUGUGGAAGAGUUGCGCUCAGCUAGUAAUGACAGUGAAGUCUUGGACAGAGAUCGUGAAAGAAAGCAAAAAGGCAAAGACUAUGCUGAUAAUCUGAGAGGUGCUUGUGAGUCUAACCUGAGAGAGGGAGACAAAGUUCUUCUUCAGAAACCGAAGUCAGACAAGCUGUCACCAUCAUUUGAAGCCACACCCUGUGAAGUGGUCAACAAACAUGGAGGUCAUGUGGAAAUUAAGUCCCCUGCUGGCAUUCACUACAAAAGAAAUGUUACCCAUCUACAGAAGUAUUUGGAGGACAAAUCACAGGAAACAGAAACCAGCAAUCCUAAAGGGACUUUGUCAAAAGACCCAGAAACUAAUCAGGAAGAGGAACCAAGAGUUUCAACUCAGCGUUAUGCGUUGCAGCCUAGGCACAAUCGUCAACCUGAGAGACUAAAAGAUUAUGAACUUGGUUAAGACUUUGUUUACACAAUGGACAGUUCUUGCGAAGGACAUUUCACCUUUAUGAAAAUGUCAUUUUGUAUUGAUUUAAGUCUUGGACAUUGGAUCAUUUUUCCUUGAGUUAGUAGCCAUUGAGAGACUGUUAUAGUUUGUAUUGUUAUUUUGUUUAAGAAACCGGACUGAACAAUUUAUUCGAAAAAGGGAGAGAUUGUAGUAUCGAUGAUGUAAUUGUGUACGGUCGAAAUGAGUUAUGGGUUAUUAAAAAGCACAUGGUCAAGUGUCGAGUUGAAUCUGUUGUUGUGUGCAUUUAUUUUGGUUAAAUCCGGAUGUUUCACUGACCGUGAAACACUACACUAGAGUAGACCCAAUUAUUCUGUUUUAAUACAGUGGCUGUUCUUUUCAUGAUGCUCUAACAGCGAAAUAUGACGGCACUGGCCUUGGAUACAUGGACCACUGUAUUGUUGUGGAAGAAAUGAGCAGAUUCUCAGGAGCUAUUGCUUUGAGUUAUGGUGCACAUUCAAAUUUGUGUGUCAAUCAAAUUGCCAGAAAUGGCACUGAAGCUCAAAAAGAGAAAUAUCUUCCAAAGGUUAAUACAUAACUACUGUAAAUAAAUGAAUGUAAUGUCAACUUCCAUUUUAAGUAUCCAGACAAAUGGCUGGUUACAUCAAAAUGUAGAUCAGACAAAACUAAGCAGCCCGUGCCAGUCAAGAUGAUUCACAGUAGUAGGCAGGAUAACUAGAGAGACUGGCUACAAAGGUCUAAAUUUGUGUGGACUUUAUUUAAUGUUAUUAAAACCUAGUGUUGAGUAGGCAGCAAAAAAAUGAUUUCACUGGAAUAUCAAGGGGCAAAACUGCCAGCUGCUGGCUCAUUUUGAGAGGCUGCAAAAGUAAGGACUGCCAGAUGCAUUUUAAUCUAUUUCAAGGGACACUGCCUAGCAAUAAUUUGCCUGACUUAUGUGAUUCUCAUUGUGUGAUUCAUGACCUGAUCUCACUUCUCCUUGGAUGUUUAUAAGUGUCAAGCCAGUUUUUUUUGUUUUGUUUUGUUUUUUUCACACUUUUUUGGGGCAAGAAUGCAAUCAUGAUAGAAUUUACAAGAAGACAUAUAAUUAAAGAAAUAAAAGUAAUCAAUUAUAGUUACAAGAAUAAUUAAAAACAAUUGCUGAUCCCCAAAACAAUGAGAAAAAAACAAUAACAGCAGCACACCCAUGCCAAUACUCCAAGCUGCAACUAUCUCUGUCAAGCUAGAGAGGUGCCCGCUUUAAAAGAGCAGGGAAAAAAACAGUGUGCAUAUGUACAUGCACGUGCUGCUAAGAACAUAAGUAAGUGUCUACUUAGAAGGGGGACUGUCUGCCACCAAAAGGUUCCUGUUAUUAGCAGAACUUUGACUGUACUAAUGUUUUUCAAAAAAGGGCUCUUGGAAAAAUAUCUUCUUGUUGCUCCCUUAACUUGUAAAUGUAUUUUCUUAUAUCUGUAUGCACAUUUUCUUGCAUAUAUGGUAUGGUAGGCAUAGAGAUAAAACAAUAACACUGUAAAAAAAGUGUAUAUUUGCUUUUCAGCUCAUAUCUGGUGUAGUCAGGUGGCUAAAGGCUCAGAUCUAUACAGAGUAGACAAAAGCACCAACCUUUGCAUGGUUGUAGCUUAGGGUAUUUCAGUCAAUAUUAGGAUCGGUGCCCACAGCUACCUCUUCAGGAUUUGCAGCAACUGCUCGCUGAAGUUCUUCAACAACCUUCCAUGAUGGGUGCCCUGUGCCGAAAAUUGCGAUCACUUGUUUUUUGCCAUUUUUUGAUGUAAAUCACAUAAAAGGGAAGUAGAUGGAAAAAGAAACUGUAUUAAUUCUAUUAUUAUUAAAACCAAUGACUAAAACAAGUUAAGUUAAUGAUAUAGCAAUUAUGAUAUACCAUGGUGGGUAUCCUGUGCUAAAAAUAUCAAUUCCUUGAUGUUUGCCAUUAUUUUGAUGAAAAUCACAUGAAAGACAAGAAAAUAAAAAAAGAAAUUGUAUUAUUAUUGAAACCAAUGACAAAAACAAGUCAACUAAAUGGAAAAUCCAAGGAAGAUGUUUUCAGACGUGUACUCAGUCCCAAUUAGCCUUUCAAGAUGGCGGCUUGAAGGUGUCUUUUCAUGGACUGUAAGUAUCUCCUAGAAUAAAUUGCCGUUUUUUAGUGGAAAUUGUGCAAAAUUUGAAUCACGACAGGUUUAAGUGAAGUUUUCAGCUCUUCUUGGUGAUAAAUUUGUUAUCGAAAGCUACAUUUUCGCUUCAUAUUUUGUGCCGAUCAUGAAUGACUAUACUGAGUUUAUUAACUUACUGGUUAGUUAAAGGUUUCUGAAGCUGAGAUGUUUUCUACACACCAGGAUGGAUAUUAACUAGGAUCGUUGUUAUAUUUGCCAAGAAUCAACAAAAGAAGAUUUGAGAAGCCCACUGGUUUAACGGUACAAGCAUUAAUUUAUAGAACGCUCCUUGAAAAGGUACUAAAAAGGCUGAAGUGCGAAAUAGGCAUACAUGUCAGAGGAACGCAGGAAGAAAAGUGGAGCAGCUUGGAAGGUCGAGGAAGACGAGAAAUUAAAUAAAUCAAGAGCAUUUGUUAAACUCACUGAGUACAGAGCAAAUGCAGUGGACAAUGAUACACAUUUCUUUAUACUUGCCAAACUUCAUAUUAUAGUCAGGUCUCUUAAGGUCAGGAUCGUUACAGAGUUGACAAAGCACCAAACUUUGCGCAGCGAUAGCUUAUUGCAGUACCAUGAAUAUUAGAGGGGGUGCCCAAUGCAAAUAUGCCACUGAAGCGUGCUAAACAGGAUUUAAUUAUUGUAAAUUUCACCUGCUGGGGUCCCUGUGCUGUUUGGAUUGAAAGUUGUUAUUUAAUACCUUAAAUCACUCAGAAUGCUCUUCUCAUGUUGUAAACAACAAUUUCACUUGAACAUAUGGCAUUCCAAACCAUUAUUAGCUUAUUGAUUGUAUAAUUAAGUUGAUUAUUACUGUGCCCUUAAAGCAAGUCCACAGUCCGCCCACAUUGUCAUAAGUCACUUCUGAGAUGGUCUCGUCUUUGCUUCAUAACUUGCAAGUACUCAGCUUCUGGGGUUCUCUUUUCCUUUCUUAAUGUAUUUCAAUUAGAGGAGGCCUUAUUGUGUGGCUUAAGCCUUAUUUAUCAAGUAUGUAUUACUUGUCAUUACAUAUCACUUUAAGCUAAAAAAAGCGUAAUAUGGCAUAGCAAUUCACACACAAAAUUUCAGAAAAAAGAAAUUGUCAAAGAGUCUGUUGUAUCACAUAUUAUCAGGGAUUCAUGACAGCUGUUCAUGAAGAGCAAAUAACGAAAUGACAGAACCCAAAAUAGUUCUUUCCUAAGGAAGUAAUUAAUUUUUCAGCUUAACAAAGGCCUGGGUGCCUUUCAGUCUCCCUUUAUCUGCUGGACGCACGUGCAUGUUUUGACAGAGAAGCAAGCAUCGUAGCACAAGUCAUAUCAUUUACAAUUCCCGCAGUUUGUCUAAGCUUUACAAAGCAAAAACAAACAAAAAAGAAUCUGGUCUCAUAAACGAAAAAAAGAAACAAGUUAGCCCAAGCUUCAAAAAACAGCACAGUUUAUCAUGAAACCUCUACAUUUGGCACUGAAGUACUCAUGUCCAAAAACAAUAACAGCUUAUAAAGUCGUAAAAGUGAGGCUCAAGUGGUACAAGAUUGACUCAAUGAUAAAUGGUGAAUGGUUUAACUGCUGGAACUGUAGAAAGGGGGCCCGGCUAACUUUUAGGGCGUGUUUACAUGGAGGAGGGGGACCCCAGGUAGGCAUGGUAACCCACUUAGGUGGGGUAACCCGCCUGUCCAGAUAAUCUCUCAUUUUAACUUGAUCACGUUUACAUGAUGGGUAGGGUGAUUCUUCAAGGUGGGUAGCCCGGUCUGCCACAUUGGGUAACCUCAGCUGAGGUCAAAUUUUGCCAUGUCAGCGUUUCAAGGUGAGGUAACCCAGGCUAGUCGGGGUCGGAUUCGUGAUACAUCAAAUUCGCGCACGAUUCACUUUGGCGCCGGGUGGCUUCACAUAAUCAUUAAAGGUAACAAUAGAAAGCCACAACACUGAAGGUUGCAGCAAGAGUAGCAAGUGAGCGUAGACGUGGUUUGCCAGCAUUUUUAUUGUUUACGUGCUUACCGACCAUUCAAUAAUCUUGAGAAAGUGCACCCCAGGAUGGCGGGGUUGUAAGAUUGCAUGUAAAGGAGGGUUAUUUUUUUACCCCACCUAAGCAGGUUACCUCACCUACCUGGGGUCCCCCACCUUUAUGUUAACAGGCUUUAAGUCUCAGGACCCGUGAAACUGGUAGUAAACGGUAUACCUAGCCCGGGACUAGCUGUGAUACUACUUCCAUCUUCAAAAACGUCGGCAUAGCCGCCAAAGGAGCCAUUACAUCGGUGUAACACGAAUAUUAGAUUGCGGUUGUUUCAUGCGUCUCGUUUUGUGACUUUUUUUGUGUUCGUUUUUGUCACCGUCUCUAAAUUUUAACCAUGUUCAAACACUCCUACUAACAAAAUAUUUCGUAAACCUCUUUAGGAUGAUAUUCAGCAAUAAAAUAAGGUGUGACCAGGAGCCGAUUUCUAGGCUCCUGGUGUGGCGACAUAGGCAUAAGUAAAUGCAUAGUUUUGCGGUAUGUAAUCUGUCAGAAAUCUGUUUGGGUGGUCAAAGUUGGGGCUGUUGGGCUUCUUUAUCAUGACCACUCCAUUAUUAUAAGGGACCAGGCCAUAGAUAUAUUGUUGACCCUUGCUUGUUUUGUUAUUUUCUGUAAUUUUCCACACCAUUAUUUUGUGAAAAGUUAGUAACUGAAUUGCUCUUGAGGAAUUCAUGAUUGUAAGAUUUCGUAACCACGGGGUAUUCGCCUAAUUGCAUCAAACAAAUUACAUUCAUUUUCAUAAGUGAUGCAUCAUUGGUUGGCUAAAAGAGGCCUUGUUCCUGUAACUUUAAGCUCUUCUGAAGUUAGUUUGUUUGUAAAUUGUAACGCAAGCGACAACUUUUUUUGAAAGAUCGUAUAGACCUACCAUUAACACUCUGGUGCGAGGGCUCUGAAGUGAAUGAGCUCCUUACAGGUGUCUAGGUAUGUAGGGACUUCAUACACUUCUUUUUAAAUGUAAAUGUGUAAAAAAUACAGAGUGUUAAAAAUUCCUGGAAAGCCAUGUUUUACAACCUCGUCCCCAGGGCUUAAUAAAAAGGCAGAAAAAGGUAAAGCGACCAUACUUUACGUCAAUAACUCGUGACAGUAAUAAUAACUGAUAAACUUGAGGUCGAUGGUGCGCUCCUUUUACCCCCCUCUCUCCAUUAAUGCUCCGUUUUAAGGGUAUUUAAAGCUAGUCAAAGCUAUACAGAAAGGAGAGAACACACUGGAGAGAAGUUGAAAUAAGGAUGUCAGUUGACACCGGGGAUCGAACUCGGGACCUCGCGUACCGAAGGCUGCACACUAACCAACUGUGCCACCCUUGCUCCUCCUUUUCCCCCUGAGGACGAGGUUGACAUGUUGUAAUCAUUAUCGCAACGACAGGGUUACCAACGAAGCAAAUUAUAAUCUAAUCUUAGCUGCACAAUUACAAAAUGGGCGCGUUGUCAGUUACGGUUCAUGAGGUCGUUCAUGUGGCAUGUCAAAAUUUAACGAUUCUAUCGUUUAGGAUGUGAUGCAUUUAGGUUUUUUGUUAUUGUAUGACAUCUUUGAAAGCUGGCUUUGUGAUCCGUUUAAAUUGAUAUGUAAUGAUAUUAUAACUGGCAAGUCUUAGCAGAGACACCGAUAGCCGCACAGUGAACAUGGCCACACUUAACGUGUGGAGACUGGGCACGAGUCAGUAUUAUAUACAUGUAAAACUAUUUUGAAUAAUGUAACAACAACUAAACAUUACCAAAUUAAAAACUUAAAAAUUUGAAACAAAUGUUUUUUAGCCAAAUCAAACAAGAAGAGUACUCACCACAGGGGACCCAAUCUGUUAUUAUAGGUGAUAGCUAACCCCCCCCCUUUUAUCUGUAAUUAGGACCAUUUGUAACGGGCACCCCCUCCAGUAUUAAUCGGCAGGUGCUAAGGAAGCUCUGUGCCAAAUUUGACACUUUUGUCAUCCGGCCUAUAUUUUGCACUAAGAGACCUGACUAUUAAGCUGUAUUCGUUACAAACAGAGGCACACACUUUGCAGUCCCGCUAUAGUGUCAGUCUUACAAGCUCGUUUGGUGCCACAAUCUCCAACUGGCUGUUUCUGAUCUGCUUCAACAUGCUUUUUUCUCUUUUCUAGUUUGCUUUUUCUAACUUGAACGUAAGGUAACAGGAUUGAUGCCACUUUGCACUUCAGUAACGUGUUUCCUACUGUAGUGAUUUUAAUAUGAAACUUAAUUGCAACAAGACGGCACAGUCCUCUUUCUUGAAUUCUAGUAAAUUGUCAAGAAGCGUUCUAUAAAUAAUUGUUCCGUUAAUUGAUGGGUUUCUCAGAUCCUCUCUUUUCGAUUCUCACCUUAGGUAAAUAUGACAACCAUCCCAACUGAUUUCCAUCUUGGCGUGUAGAAACGAGUUUAAACUCAAUCAUGAUAAGACUGAAAUCAUGCUUAUCUUCUCGAUGUACCGUACUCGUCCACCCUUUAGCGACGUCAUUAUGGGUAAUGCAAGGCUAAGAACCACCACCAACAAAGCCUGGGAGUAGUAUUUGAUGACAACUUACUGUUUGACGCACACGUCUCAGCAUUCUUUUGCAGAUUAUCGUUUCACCAACUCAGGAAUUUAUCAAAGAUAAGAAAGUGUCUCACACAGUAGUCAUCUAAAAUAGACUAUUAAUUGCAAUUCUUUGCUCUAUGGUUGUAGGAAAAUGCACUUGAAGGAAGUUAUAAUAAUAUGUUCAGAACACUGCCCCCAGGAUCGUUACUCGGACUCGUAAACUUUGCGAACACAUCAUUUAUUUGACCGUCACUGGCUUCCUGUUAGCUAUCAUGUUGUUUUUAAACUUAUUUUGUCAGUUUUCAAAUCACUUAAUAACCUUCCACCUAGCUAUCUAGGGGACAGUUAUCGAAGGCCUUUCGGGAACUUGUGGUCCGCAUCUCAGCAGCUCUAAAACAACCUCGAAAACUCACGGGGAAAAUACUUUUUCAGUGUGCCCCCCUAAACUGUGGAGCUCACUACCAUUAGCUAGAUUUUCACAAGUCACUAUCUUUAGCCAGUUGAAAGAAAGGACUGAGAACAUAUCUUUUUACGCAAUUUUUAAGUCAAUACUUUUGUAAAACGUCUUUAAUAUCUGCAGAUCAUAUAUCUAUACUUAUAGAAUGUAUAUUUAGUUUUUUGCAUGACUUAUUAUCAUUAUAUAUAAACUUUAAAGGCAAAAUAAUUUUAAAACAGAUGAAUUCUUGUUUCCUUCUCUUGUUCUUUGUGAAUUGCAAAUAGAUUUUGAUAUAUGUUAUUUCAUGCUCGAGAUAUAAUUUUUUUUUCCUCUUUAACAUUGUUAAACACCAUGUGCUCAGGAUACGAGGGCUAUAGAAAGAAGGCAUUUUUACUAUUAUUAAUUUUAACCAGUACGAAAAUAAACUCAGUAUAGUCAUUCAUAAUCGGCACAAAAUGUGAAGAGAAAACGUGGCUUUCGAUAACAAAUUUAUCACCAAGAAGAACUUAAAAUUCACUUAAACCUAUCGUGAUUCAAAUUGUACACAAUUUCCCAUAAAAAACGGCAAUUUAUUCUAGUAGAUACUUACAGUCCAUGAAAAGACACAGCCGCCACCUUGAAAGGCUAUUUGGGACUGAGUACGCGUCUGAAAACAUCUUCCUUGGAUUUUCCAUUUAGUUGACUUGUUUUUUUCAUUGGUUUCAAUAAAAAUACAUUUUCUUUUUUUAUUUUCAUGUCCUUCAUGUGAUUUUCAUCAAAAUAACGGCGAAAAAAAGGAAUUGAUUUUUUAGCACAGGGAACCCACCAUGGUACAUCAUAAUUGCUAUAUCAUUAAGUCGACUUGUUUUAGUCAUUGGUUUUAAUAAUAAUAGUAUUAAUACAGUUUAUUUUUCCAUGUACUUCCCUUUUUAUGUGAUUUUCAUCAAAAAAAUGGCAAAAAACAAGUGAUUGCAAUUUUCAGCACAGGGCACCCAUUGUGGAAGGUUGUUGGAGAACUUCAGCGAGCAGUUGCUGCAAAACCUGAAGAGGUAGCUGUGGGCACCGAUCCUAAUAUUGACUAACAUACCCUAAGCUACAACCAUGCAAAGUUUGGUGCUUUUGUCCGCUCUGUAUAGAUCUCGCCAAAAUUUUGCACUAAGCCACCGGACUAGUGAGCACAUGGGUGCUUUAGCCAUGAGUGAAUCUGAAGCUGGAUCUGAUGUUGUGAACAUGAGAAUUAAGGCUGAGAAAAAAGGUACUGAUAUCUAG
Porites lobata is the source of this 15356-nucleotide messenger RNA. NCBI's taxonomy places the organism in Eukaryota, Metazoa, Cnidaria, Anthozoa, Scleractinia, Poritidae. The record is from the annotation of a GenBank genome assembly.